CCGUCCAGAGAGCCGUCCAGAGAGCGGUCCGGACCCCUGAAGAGAGGACAGAGAGAGAGAGCCGUCCAGAGAGCGGUCCAGACCCCUGACGAGGACACAGGGGAGGCCCCAUGCCCACAGACCUCCAGUGACUCCUCACCAGGAGAGGAAUGAUAUGUCAAAGCAAGGACCGAGCAGACACCAGACGCUGAAGCACUUCUGCAACACCAUGGGGCUGCUAGGCUUCUUCAAGGAUUACAUCCUGGGCUUCCUGGACUAUGAGACCCCCAAGGUGAUGGUGGUGAGGAACCGCAACCUGGGAGUCAUCUACAGGGGGGUCCAGUUCCUGGUCAUCACCUAUUUCAUCUGGUACGUCUUCAUCAAGGAGAAGGCCUACCAGGACUUUGAGUCGGGUCUGGAGAGCUCGGUGACCACGAGGAUGAAGGGCACAGCGGUGCAAGGCGGCCUGGUGCACGACUCUGAGGAGUACGCACACCCCUCAGAGGGGUUUGAGGUGAUGAGCACCACGGUGAGACGAGACGUCACCCACGACCAGAUACAGGCCACCUGCGCUGAGCAUUUCUCCGUCCCAAACGCCAACUGCAGCGAGGAUUCAGACUGUAGUGAGGGAGAGGUGGACUUCGAUGGCCACGGCCGGAGGACGGGCCGCUGCGUCCCGUACUACGACCAGAGCUUCCGGACGUGUGAGAUCCAGGCGUGGUGCCCGGUGGAGGAGUACGCCGCCGUACGGGAGCCCCCGUUGCUGGAGGCCUUCAACUUCACCAUCGUCAUCAAGAACGCGAUCCGCUUCCCCAAGUUUAACGUGUCCAGAGGGAACGUCGUGGACUUUCCGAAGAAGCGCCAGCUGUCCCAGUACCUGGCGCGCUGCCACUACCACGCGGUGAAGGAGCCGUACUGCCCCGUGUUCCGGCUGGGCUACAUCGCCCACCAGGCCGGGCAGGACUGGGCCGAGCUCUGCCAGACGGGCGGCGUCAUCGGGGUCUUCAUCAACUGGCAGUGUGACUUUGACCUCAACACGUCCAAAUGCAAGCCCACCUACUCCUUCCGUCUGCUGGACACCAGGAAGGACCUCCCCACCGCCGGCUACUACUACAGGUUCGCUAAGUACUACAGCCGGGACGGCGUGGAGUCCAGGACGCUCAUCAAGGCCUACGGUAUCCGCCUGGACAUCAUCGUCCACGGAUACGCGGGGAAGUUCGGCCUCAUUCCGACCAUCAUCAACUCAGUGACGGCGUUGGGCUCCGUGGGGGUUUGUUCCAUCCUCUGUGAUUGGAUCCUGCUAACCUUCAUUGAUAAGGACGAGAUCUACAGCAACAAGAUGUUUGACGACUCCAGCAAAGACCCGGUCCAGCCCAACUCCACCGCUUUCACCAUCGUCAGCUACGGGUCAAACCAUUCCGACCUGUCAGAGGGGGUAGCGCUGUGAGGCCUGUUUUACAGACUGUUUUACAGACUGUCCUGCGACCAACAACAGACCGACGCUCCUCUCAGAACAGACUUCUGAGUUCAAAUGAUGGCAGAGAAUAAGAAGAAAGGAGUUCUGCUGCACAUUAAACCUCUAAUAACCGCCUCUAAUAAAAGCCCUUUCCCUAGAACAUUUUCUAUAUACCUUUAACUUGCUGAUUUGCAGAUAUAACCGCUAUAACCAACCACUGAACCUUGUUACAGGACUCUCAAGUUUUGAACCGAGUUCAGAGUGAGAUUUUUUUUUGUGUGUGUGUGUGUGUGUGUGUGUGUGUGUGUGUGUGUGUGUGUGUGUGGGGGGGGUAAAUUAACAUGCGACUGCACACAAAUGUGUCCACAGACAUGUAUGAUAAGCAUUAUUGUCCCUUAACACUAAUAUUCAGAAACACCACUGCCUCAAAAGGCUAAUGCAACACCAGUAGAGGCAUAUACUUUCCCCUGAACUUUUAAACGUUGCAAACGUGCAAAAACAUAAUUAUAUAUUUAUGUGGCAUUCAGUCCAAUGCUUAAAAUAUAUCUGUGGCAUUCAGUAGGCCAAUGCAGUGGUAAAGUGUGUAAAGUAUGACCAAGUGUUACUUUCUGUUCAAUAGAUAGAACUUUAUCAAUCCCCUGUAGGAGAAAUUUGUUAAUGUUUGACCCUAAAACAAUAAUGGUAAAGAAAUAAUACAAAACAUAACUAAGUCAAACCGUCCAAUCUGAAGGCUCUACUUCCACUCCCCCUACUCACUUCCACCAAUGCAAAGCGAACAGAACUGAGUAGGGGAGAGCCUAACUAGUUUGUGAACGACCCAGAGAAACGCAACACAAAUUCAAUGUGAACAUGUAUGAGGCUUUAAUAAAAUCCCGGACGAUUUUGAAAUUCCGCCACACUUUUUUUUAAAAGUGUCUCAAAAAGAGGGCAGGUCUGGCCAAAAUAGGACGUCUGGUUACCCUACGAACGGCAAACCCAUUUGAUUCCUACCUGUUCCACUGUUAAAAAGCGGCCCAGAUUGGUGGGUGCUAUCCUGGUAAUUUCUCUGCGUGAGAAAUACGAAGUGUGGCGUGUGUCUCACGCCGAAUGCGUGAGACUUGAGUUUCCCAACUCAUGUAAAUCUCCUUUUUGGAGCCUCUCUUAACAACAGCGUUUCAAAGACAAAACACACAACAGAACCUAUUGAUCAACUUAUGGGCCUCAUUUCUGUUGUUCCUUGUGUCACAAUUAAAACCAAAGUCACCUACAAAGCC
This is a messenger RNA of Gadus macrocephalus (Pacific cod), 2688 nucleotides long. RefSeq names its product purinergic receptor P2X, ligand-gated ion channel, 2 (gene p2rx2). The transcript has 12 exons. Gene Ontology annotation, molecular function: ATP binding; extracellularly ATP-gated monoatomic cation channel activity; purinergic nucleotide receptor activity. The record is from RefSeq and is a predicted model, not a curated record. Gene Ontology annotation, cellular component: nuclear inner membrane; plasma membrane. Bases 155 to 1426 code for a protein of 423 amino acids. NCBI's taxonomy places the organism in Eukaryota, Metazoa, Chordata, Actinopteri, Gadiformes, Gadidae. Gene Ontology annotation, biological process: response to ATP; monoatomic cation transmembrane transport.